UGAUAAAAUGUUCACCAGUAUAACACGUUCUAAAUAGAGAUUAUCCAUAUUCUAAAGUUUAGAAGAUAGACAAUAGCUACACCAGAUGAUCAUCUCUGCCAUCUGGUGAUUUAGAAUUUGGACAAAUAACCAUGUUCUAAUCAUCUCACACAGUCAUAAUUCCACACAUGUUAGCUGCGGCGCUGUUUUCCCUGGGGCUUUUGAGUUGUCAAGGCGCUUGGCAAUUUUUUAUAACAAAUUACUGAAACAUUUCUGACAGCAGAAAUUUGGUUGAAAGUUUUGUCGGUAGCCGUUCAAGUUCAAAGCGAAAGGUAAGUUAUUUUGCAUUCGUUUUUUUAUAAAUCUACAUUCACUUAGUCUUCUGGAACGGUAGACUGCAGUAUUUUUUUUCUAGGCCUGAUGAUAAUAUGUUUUGAAACGAAUUAUUGUUUAGGUACAAAUUAGGCCUUAUCUAAUCGUUUUCGAAACUUUUUUGCGUUUGAAUUUUCGUUAUUUGGCUCCUUUCUAAACCUCUAUACACUUUCUUAUAGAAAAUGAAUUCAGGAACAAAAAGGAGCGAAAAUUAUUGUUUGAUGACAGACAACCAAAAACAAAUCUUGGUUCAAUAUUUCAAUGAUGGCAUGAGAUCGACUUUGGACACGGAAAAGAUAAGCGAAGCAUCCAAAGUAGCUGGUUUAUCAGUCCAAAGAGUAAAGAAAUGGAUUGGGAAUCACAAAGCAAAAGAAAUUAGAAAGGCAAGUAGGGGAGAAGAAGAUCCAGGGGAAGAUAAUGAGGCGGAAAAGAAAAGAUUCAAAGGGGAGAGGAAAAUUUCAGCCAGGUCCAUGUUCUAUCGCAAUUUGUCAAGAGAGGGAAGGUUGAAAGGAUUCAAGAACAAUGCAGAAAGAAACAAGUUUUUUGCAAGAGAAUGGGAACUGGCUGACAAUGAAAUAAAAAAGACAAUGGAAGAGGAGGCUGAGAAGUUUAAUAGAUAUGAAUUAAAUGAAAUGAAUGAAGAAGAGAUGGCUUUUCUAGUGAAACAACACAAGAAAAAACUACUGCAUCAGAUAUCUACCCUGGAAAGUCUUGGAGUAGAAAUGUCCAUCAUGUUACUUGAUGGGCCUAAACUUGAAAAUUUUGGAUCAGCUAGAGGCUUGGCUUUCUUGUAUGCACACCCAUCUCUCAAUGCAGAUUUUAAAAAGUUUUAUGAUGUGGGCGAUGAGAAUGAAAAGAAGACCUAUACAUACAAGGAUUUACAAGCCGUGUUUAACGAAGCUUACGCUGAAGCAGUAAAAAUUGACAAUGCCAGAGUACCAUACUUGAAUGGCGCCUUUGAAAUAGAAGGACUUCCUGAAGGUAUCAACUGGAGAAAAGCAAAUGGCAGCAUAAAAAAACCGACAGAUUAUGGUCAUGGUCAGAUACAAAAGAUCAUGGAAAAUCACAAGAAAAUAAAAUUUCUUGUAAAAAUCAAUGAAUCACAAGGAGCAGGGAUCGGUGUGAAAGACAAGGAAAUAGAGAUUCCCCCAUGUCUUUUGAAGCUCGUGGAUGCAGAUGUCGCAGAAAGAGCUCUGAAUGGUAAUGGGAAAAUUUCUCAAAACGAUCUUAAUGUUAUUGUCAAGUUACGAGACGAGGAAUCAAGACUAUUGCUGCAACAGUUUGGCCACUUCUUUGAUGAAAGUGCCAUAAAUAGCCUACUUAGUACUUUGUCCCUUGAAAGAGGGGUUAUUCUUCCAAUUUACACAAAAAGAAAAGGCAAGUUCUGGCUUUUCUAUUAUGAAGGGAAUAUUUCUGAGAUUGAUAAUGCAGAAAUGGAGGCAUCCAUCCCAGGAAAAUGGUUAGACAACAAAACUGGAAAUAGAUACAAACUUUUGCCACAGCCAACCUCAAUUAAGAAGUUGAACAUAGUUUCCGAUAAAGAUGGCUUGUUGUUGUUUUUCUGUCAUUUCUUUGAGGAUGAUGAUGACAUUGUUGAAGUCAAGAGUGACUUUGUGAAAGAUGUACAGAUGUCUUUAAAAGCGUUAUCUGAUUAAAUUUGUUAGUCUCAAAUGAUAUGUUGAAACAUUUUUGUAACCAAUUGAUCUUACUAUUUGUUACCUUAUUAAUUAAUAAAUUAAUAAUUAAUAACCUUUUUCAAAUGUAAUGAAUAUAAAUGUACAGAUAUUAAAACACAAAACACUAACAUUGGUUAUUCGUCAAGUCGUUACUGAACAUCGAGGAACGAGAUCCUAAUUGCCUUUGCGUGUGCCAGUUUUUACUAACUUACAACCUUUUAGUAAUUCUAGCAGACAAUAUGUUUUGUUAACAUCUGCAAAGCUCAGAAAGACACUUCUUUGUUGAUAAAGAAAAAGUCAUUUUGACAAGAAUUGAAGGAGAAAGGUCCAAGG
Messenger RNA from Rhopilema esculentum, 2360 nucleotides. The record is from RefSeq and is a predicted model, not a curated record. NCBI's taxonomy places the organism in Eukaryota, Metazoa, Cnidaria, Scyphozoa, Rhizostomeae, Rhizostomatidae.